Cataglyphis hispanica is the source of this 5467-nucleotide messenger RNA. RefSeq names its product sorting nexin-13-like. Gene Ontology annotation, molecular function: phosphatidylinositol binding. The coding region runs from base 151 to 3480 and encodes 1109 amino acids. The record is from RefSeq and is a predicted model, not a curated record. NCBI's taxonomy places the organism in Eukaryota, Metazoa, Arthropoda, Insecta, Hymenoptera, Formicidae. The transcript has 10 exons. Gene Ontology annotation, cellular component: early endosome.
AUCGGAAGACAUGAUGUCGAACGACGUACCAUUCAACAGCGCAUCGAGCCGCACCGUCUGCGAGGAUGUAAAUAAAGCGCCGCUUAGCUGACCAGCUCUGGCCGAGUGUGAGCAUCGCCUGUGCGAGACUUGCAAUAUGCGUGUUGUCGAAUGCGCGACGACAAUCGGCCCGUCGAGCAACUACCAAAGAUGAACGUUCCAUUGUAUGGCGUUCUCGGAGCUGCCGCGAUUCUACUUGCUUACAUCCUCGGCAUAGAAACGAUCGCAAAACUCCUCGUAUGCUUGCUGGCGUUAAUUUUAGGAACAUUGAUAUGUAUAUAUCGAACGUACUCACCGAAUCUCGACAAUGUAAUUAAGUCUGAAAGAAAAGACAUAACUAAGAAGACUGAAAAGUUCCGGCAGUAUAUAUUAGAUCUGUCUAAGGAAAGAAUGACAUUCACAUUAGAUAAGAGAAUAACUGGUAGCCGUAUCAUUGAUGAAUCCCUGCAAGAAAUCUUAGAUUUUUUAAUCAGAGAUUAUGUGGAACCAUGGUACAGUGUUGUUACAGAUGAUGAAGAAUUUAUAUAUUCUGUUCGAGAUACUGCUCAGAAAAUCGCCAUCAAUGUCGCAAAUCGGGUCAAGAGCGUCGAUUGGAUACCCUACUUGACUACGCGACUCGUUGACGAUGCAGCUUCGCAUGUCAGGCUGUAUCGACAAGCAAGCGCAAGGAUGAAGCAAUUACGAUCGAACAGGAUUCAAAAAGAUAGUGCCAGCUCGAGCACGUCAAGUGGAACGCCAAAGAAGACACCGACUCAUCGCCGAAACAAGAGCGAGACCGAUGUGUCCUGGUAUUCGCAGUCGAAAUUGUAUAUACCCAAUUUAUCGUCGCUCACCGAGCCGAUCGAAUCAACCGGCGAAGAAAAGGAAGAUGAAUCACUGGAGAAGAUAUUCUUUGAUCUCGAGGUGCAGAUGGAGAAUAAUUUGAUCUGCAGGGACUUAGUAUGCACGAACGACACCCAGGAAUUGGAUUUUCUGGGCGAAAUAUCCGAGAUUCUGUUGUACCUGGUGCUACCCAAGGCAGACUUCGAUUGUUUGACUGUGAGAUUUAUUUUAAGGGAGCUGUUAGUCAACGUUAUAAUCAGACCGUUGUUGGAUCUGUUUUCCGAUCCUGAUUACAUUAAUCAGGCAUGUAUAUGGCUGUGUACCAAGGAGGGCAGUUUACCAAGUGAUAUCUUUUUAACAGUAAUUAGAAUAACGGACAAUUUAGACGAAUUAUUGGCGACGAAAAAUAUAGUUUGUAAAGAAAUAGCACAUUUACGUUCGAAAGAUUCAGGUGGAGAUGACGAUCUGUCAGUGAAGCAGCAAUUGAACAGUCUGCUUUAUGUGAAAAAAAUCCUAGAAGCGAGAAUCAUCGGUAUGCAGGAGGGCUUGGAAACAGAAACGGAUGGGAUUGGCGUUCAACCGGAAUGGAACAGAUUGCUCAUACCAGGCCAAAAACUAGUUAACUUGCCGUUAGACGAGUUGCUAAAGAACAAUAUUGCCCUCAGUUAUUUCAUCGAUUAUAUGACCUCCAUAAAUGCGGAAGCAUACCUGUUCUUUUAUCUGAAUAUCUACGGAUGGAAAGUAUCGGCCGAACAACAAAUAUCGGACAUAGAACUGCAGAAGAUUCAAAGUGCACAGUCCGGCGGUCCAAGUGUGAUCGGCACUAAGCGCAAGAACACAGAUCUGGAUAACCUAAAAGAAGCGGCCACGAAAAUUUACCAGCAAUAUCUCAGCGACAAAGCAUCGCCCAAGCUGCAACUGGACGACACGUUAGUGAAAAAUUUGUUAAUCAAGAUGAAGACAGAGUCGGUCAAGGAGACAUGGUUCGACGAACUACGAAAUUGCUGCUACGAAAAGCUGCAGAAUGAGGACAGAUUCUUACCAGGCUUUAAAAGAUCGCUAGCUUACGUAAAGUUGCUCGCCGAACUGGAUCUACUAAAAGAUCCAGUUUCUGAAGACGAUGCAAAAUCCUUGGAUAGCAUAAGCUUGUCCAGUACGAACAACGAAUUGGAUACUUUGGAAGAAUUGUCCGAGACGUACGACGCGAAAUCUGUUUCGACCGCGAAAGAAGGCACUAAGAAAUCGAAUUCCUCGACAAACUUAACAAGUGUAGGAGAGGCGAAUGAAGAUAGAAUGGCCGACGAGGUUGACGCAGACAUGAACAAUCUCAAAGGCGUGAAAAAUGUCCAUAAGGUAUCCGCAGAGAUGGAACAAAUCGAUGAAAAGAAAGAUGUUUCAAUUUAUAUGGAAACAAACGCGGAACAAUUCGUCAAGUUAGAUGAGAACAACUACGAUCAAAAUGCAAUCAAGAAACUGCAGCAGGGUCGCUUCGAGAUCACUGCCACGAUAAUAGAAACUGGUAUUGUCAACGAUCGCGGGAAAACAUAUGGCAUAUACGCCAUAGCGGUUACGAAAAACUAUGACUCGGGUUAUAAGGAGAAAUGGCACAUCUAUAGACGAUAUUCCGACUUCUACGAUUUGCAUCAGAAGAUCAAGGAGAAAUAUUACGAUUUAGCCAAAAUACCUUUCCCCGCGAAAAAGGCUUUCCACAAUAUGGAACGCACCGUGUUGGAAAGACGAAUGUUGAUGUUGAAUGCUUGGUUGUGUCAACUGACAAAACCUGCAAUUGUCGACGGUCACAUGGGAUUACAGAAUUUAUUAUUAGCCUUUUUGGAGCAAGGAGAUUAUGACAAAGGAGUUACCGGCGGACAGAUAUCGAGAACGAUAGAUACUUUAAUGAAUCCUUUAAAGACAUCUAUGAAAAACGUUACACAGGCAGUCAAAACGAUGCCGGAUAAUAUGUUGAAUACAGUGGACGGCGUAAUGGACAAUCUCAGCAAAUUUUUCGGCAAUUCCAAGAAGACGAGUAUGUUUUACGAGAACACCAAAGUCGGUGCCAGUCUCGAUACAGAGACUGACGAUAACAUACCCUUGCGAAUUAUGUUGCUAUUGAUGGACGAGAUCUUUGAUCUGAAAGUGCGAAAUCAAUGGUUAAGACGGCGCAUCAUAACACUGCUCCGCCAAAUCAUUCGCACAAUGUUUGGGGAUAUAGUUAACAGGAGAAUAGUGGAGUACGUAUCAUUCUUGACCAGCCCAUCGAAAGUUGCGGGAUAUUUGCGCUUGUUCAAGAAUAGUUUCUGGCCGAACGGCGUAAAAGUCGAGAGUAAGCCGCCGCGAGACACGGAAAUGAAGAACAGAACACGAGUGGCAGCUAAGGUAGCUUUGCUUUCGUGUCUUUCGGACGAACUGAAACAUAUCAUAGGUAGCGAAACGACAAGACGCGGCUUGUUGAGAGUGUUCGAGUUGUUUCAGCGGCCCAUAUUAAAUAGAAGACUGUUAUAUGUGUUGCUGGAAGGUGUCGUGGAGACCCUGUUCCCGCAGAACAAUCUUGUGACGGUUUUCAGGAAGUUAUAUUCAGUGUCACCGAGGGUAAAGAGUAAAAGCAAAACGAGAUCCUGAUGGAAGAACAGGACGGACUAAUGUCCGGAUGCAAUAGUGUGAGAACGAAUACACAGUCAAACUAACUCGUGAGGUUAAGAAUCUCGAUUUUGUUAUCGAUCUUGAAUAAAGAUACAUCAAUUCUUUAGAUAGCUUAGAAAUUUACGAUAUUAAGAAAAUAUUCUCAUGCAAAAUGUCCAAUAUAAGAGAAAUUUUAUUAUUUAAAAUAUUUGUAUCUAUGACUCAUUGAGCUCUUAUUCGAUUUUUAUUUUUAGUUUUUUUUUAUCUUUUUAUCUCUACACGACAAGCAUCUGAAGAUUGAUAAAAUAUUCCUACUAUUUCUUUCAGAAACGCAAACAACUACGCAGGUAUCUCGAUUUCCGUGUACAAUUAAAUUUCCUUAUCUAUUUUUUAGAGAAAAAUUUCUUUACUUGUUUAUCUUUUAUUUUACAUAGCAAUGUGUGAGGAUGCUAAUUGUAACAUGUACUUAAUAUACAUAUAUCUGUGUAUGUGAGAGAGUUUAUAGUGAAUUGUAUCCACAAUGUCCAACUUUUUAUAAUUUUUUAUUUUUUUCCAUUUUCUGUUUCCAAAAUGCAAAGUAUUUAAGCUCUUAUUGAACGCAGACUUUCUGAUAUUCUAUAAAAUGUCCACACUGUGAUUAAGUGUCAGUUCAAUAUUUCAACGACUAAGCUAGCGAUAGCUUAUUUGAGCUCAAUGGGUUUAUGAGACAUCAAUCGUUACGCUUAUUGAGAUAUUACUGGAUGUCGUUUAUUCUCUUCGAACAGUCCUUUGAACUGCAAUGCGAAAUGCAUAUGUACGCUAUUGUAACGGAUACCCGUCGCGCCUACAGCUUCCGACAGGGAACAAAACGAAAGUUAUACACUUUCAUAUCUUGAUGAUUUAUAUGUUCAACGAUGCACACGGAAAAGUUCCAUCCUAUUGAGUCUCCUGUUAGUUAAUCAGCGCCAGAAUCAUUUCUAAUGGAAUAAUAUAAUGGAAAUAUCCUUAAAUUAUUAAAAUAAAACUUCUAAGAAAUUGUUUCAAUAGUUUCAUUAAAAUUUAAUUAUAUAUAAAAAAAUACAUAAAAAUAAAUAAACUUUUUCUUAAAAUAAGAUAAUGUUCUAGAUCCAUAAAAAUUAUUUUGAUAUUUUAUUAAAAGACUAAAAUAUAUAUCAAAUUAAAUAAUCUUAUAGCUUCUUCUUAGAAUUCUUUUUUGUUAGAUCACCUAAGUAGAUCAUUUUCUUGAACUAAAACAUUGAAUAUACCGAAGAAAUCAUUAGCGCAAUGAGAAAAACAGAUGGUGUAGAACUUUUCCGUGAUAUGUGCAAUUAUUUUAAGUGAUCUAGUGGCCAAAAAAUACGAUAUUCAAUACGAAUUUCAAUAUCGAUAUAUUACGUAACCGAUCUGCAACUCGGACUGCUAUUCUUUCAUCGGUAUUAACGUAGGAUAUAAUAUAAAACAAAAUAAGAAAAAAAACUCGCGAAUUCCUUGUGAUUACCUCGUAGGAAAAUGCAAUAAGAUUCACAGAAACAUUCCACUCGCAUUUUAAGUUAUUAUUACACCGGGUAAUUAGUUAAUUAUUCUUUUUACAAAAAUGUAGGGAAACUAUAACGUAUUACGUAGAUAUAUAAAGAGAACACUAUACAUCACUCAAUUUACUUAACUUGUAGACGAUGCAAUCAAUUUAGACAGAUAAUACAAUUUAUCGCAGACGUUAUAUACUUAAUUAUUUAUGUUGAAAUUAUACUCGAUAAUUUAUUCGUGCCAUUCGCGCUCGAGUACCUAUUUCUGUAUUUACUUAUCAGUAAAAAAUUAUUAGCAACAAUCUCGAACAGCAAUCUUCGAAAAUCUGUAAAAAUUUAGGAGGGACUUCCUUUGUCGAAAAUAUAAAAUGCAAUUGUAUAAAAUUGUUAUACAUCACUCCAUCAUACGUCUGUAUAUAGAGUUAUCUCAUGUUAAAACACGCCAUACACUUAUCAUGUUCACUUAUUAAAGGAACUAUUUAUAA